GAUGGCGCGGGACGGCUGUGUCGAUAUUUAGGGGCAGGGGCCGCGGAGCGCGGGCGGCGGCGCUGCCGGAAAUUAUGUGCAGCAUGUUUUCUAGGUGGAACUGGGUGGCCUGUGGCUUCUGUCUGUUGUUGAAUAUUUGUUCUCCUGACGCAUCAGGUGGACUUGUGCAGUCAUGUGGUCACAUCAUCCCGGAGUCACCUGUACUGGCCCUCGGUUCCAAUUUCACAGCAUUAUGCAUUCUGAAUGAGAGUUGUCUUGACUUUGGCAAUAUCUAUGCCAGUCAGAUUAUCUGGAAGAUUAAAAAUAGACUGGUACCUAAAGAACAGUAUCGCGAAAUAAACAGAACAGUUUCCAGUGUCACAUUCAAUGACACUUCUUCACUAGCUACUCCUCUGACAUGUAACAUUUUAGCAGAUGGGCAGAUUGAACAGAACAUUUAUGGAAUUACAGUUACAGUAGGCUUGGCUCCAGAGAAACCCAAGAACUUAAGUUGCAUUGUGCAUCAGGUAUCAAGAUUCACAUAUGUUAUGACUUGUACCUGGAACCCUGGAAGGCAUACAUUCCUGGAUACUCAGUUCAGAUUGAGAUACAGCUGGCCAGAAGAGAUCUUUCCUGACUGUAUACCAAAAGAUGUAAACAAUUCUUGCACCAUUACUGAUAUUCAGUUCUUUGUUAAUACGGAGAUCUGGGUGGAAGCAACAAAUGCACUUGGGAAGGCUGAAUCUGAUCAUCUUGUUGUUGAUCCCAUUGACAUUGUUAAACCACUGUCUCCACAGAAUGUAUCGCUCACCUCAGGAAUACUGCCUACUGUUCUGCAGCUUUGCUGGGAGAAUUGGAUUUCAGAUGCUGUGAUGAUGCUGAAAUUCAAUAUUCGCUACAGAAUUGUUGGCGACACAAACUGGUUGGAGGUUCCUUCUGAAGAUACAGCUUCCACAAGAACUUCAUUCAGUGUUCAGGGUCUCAGACCCUACACAGAGUAUGCCUUUUCCAUUCGUUGCAUGAAGGAAGAUGGAGUGGGCUACUGGAGUGACUGGAGUGAAGAAAAGACUGGGAUGACCAUUGAAGAUCAACCAUCUAAAGGACCACCCAUAUGGAGGAUCAUUGAUUCAUCUCACUCACCAGCUUUCUGGACUGUGCAUCUAUUAUGGAAGGCAUUGAAGCCAUUUGAAGCCAAUGGAGUAAUCUUGCAAUAUGAAGUGACUGUCAGAGAUAAAUCAUCUCUUUCCAGUCCAGUGAAAAAAUACAACGUUACCAGCACCAACCAUACUUUAGAGCUGCGGGAAGGAACUUAUGAAGUAACUCUGGUUGCCCAUAACAGUGUUGGGGCAUCUCCUCCAUCAGUUUUACUUAUCCCAGCAAGUAAUUCAAAAGCUCCUGUGAAGAAUCUUAGAACAUUACCUAAACAUGACAAGUUGUGGGUAGGGUGGACUGCUCCUAACAGUUAUGUUCUUAAAUAUGUGAUCGAGUGGUGUCUGGUGUCCAGCAGCUCAGACUGCAUCAUAGAAUGGCAGAUUGCACUAGGAGAUGUUCAAGGAAUUGACUUAAAAGGCAUAAAGCCUUUCAAGUGUUACUUGAUAACUGUGUACCCUCUGUAUGCUGAUGGUCAGGGAAGUGGACAGUCUGUGAAGGCUUAUCUUAAGCAAGAUCGUCCUUCAAAAGGACCUACUGUUCAGACAAAAAAAGUAGGAAAAGCUGAAGCUGUUUUGACAUGGAACCAUCUCACAGUUGAGGAACAAAAUGGAUUUAUCCGAAAUUACACCAUACUUUACAAAACUAUUGAUGGAAAUGAAACAGUUGUGACAGUGGAUCCUUCCAAGACAGAGUAUACCCUUUCCUCUCUAACCAGUGACACACUCUAUACUGUGCGGAUGAUGGCAUCCACAGAUAAUGGAAGCAGGACCGGUCCUGAUUUCACAUUUACUACACAAAAAUUUGGAAAAGGAGAAAUUGAAGCCAUAGUUGUACCUGUGUGUCUAGCAUUCCUGUUGAUUGUGCUCCUUGGAGUUCUGUUUUGCUUCAACAAACGUGACCUAAUUAAAAAACAUAUCUGGCCUAUUGUACCUGAUCCAUCCAAGAGUAACAUUGCUCAGUGGUCUCCUCAAGUUCCAGCUAAGCAUAACUUCAGUUCCAAAGAUCAGAUGUACCCAGAAGGCAGCUUUACAGAUGUAAGCGUUGUAGAAAUAGAAGCUGACGACAAGAAGUCUUUUUCAGAACAAGAUCUAAAACCCUUUGACUUGCUUAAAAAAGAAAAAAGUACUUCAGAAGGGCACAGCAGUGGUAUUGGAGGAUCCUCGUGCAUGUCUUCUCCUAGGCAAAGUGUCUCUGACAGCGAUGAAGGUGAAACAACACAGAACACUUCAAGCACUGUACAGUAUUCGACUGUAGUGCUUAAUGGCUACAGAGACCAGACACCUGUACAAGUCUUUUCAAGGUCUGAGUCAACUCAGCCCCUGCUAGAUUCAGAAGAGAGAUCAGAGGAUCAUGCUGGAGGAGCUGACAGUACAGCACAGAGGCAGCAGUAUUUCAGACAAAAUGGUGGUCAGGAUGAAACCAACACGGACAGGCCAUGCUUUGAAAGAGCAAAGCAGAUUACUCAUGCUAAUGAGGGAGAUCUUGUUGGAUUUGUUCAACUGCAGAUCUCAGGUCAGAGUUCACAGCCAUUGGGCCUUGGGAUGGAAAAAAAUACCCAGGAAGCUGCUGUAUCAAAUGUUUUACAGACAUGUACUGAAGGGCAAACUGUGAGACCUGAAACAGUGGAAGAAAAUCCACUUUCAGUUGAUGAAAUGCCAAAAAGUUACCUCCCACAGACUGUGAGACAAGGGGGCUAUAUGCCUCAGUGAGAGAAAAGACUGGCUCUGUUUAGGCCUUCAUUAGUGCCUGUUCACAUCUUCCCCUGUGUUUCUGAUAAAGUAAGCUAGGUAUUUUUAUCUUACUGCAGAUAGAAAAACUGAAAUUAAGCAAAGAGUAAUUUGACAAAAAUAUAAUAAGAACUGUUUUUGUGGAAAAUUUCCAGUCCAGACUUACUGGAGAUUUACUUUUAUGCACUACAUAAAACCUUACACCUGGAUAGCUGAACAAGCCUUUGUGCUACAUUGGGCAUUUUGUAUCUCUUCAUAACAGAAUUUCACACGAUUGAAAAGGUCAAGUUUUAAAUAUCCACAUCAGCCAAUAGAUCUCAGAAGUGUUUCCCAGAAGAAACACUUGGAUGCGUGGCAGUGUACAAGCCUAAAAAGCCAGCUCUAGUUGCACAGUGCAGCUUUGUGCAAAAGUAAGACUGAAGCUCAGUAUUCUGACAUGGAAGAAUACUUGUGUGAUAUACUUUUCAGUAACUUAAUUGACUUACUGAAUUUUGACUUGGCCCAGUGCCUCAAUUUUCAGCUUACCAGACCUGCAAAUCAUGUUCAUCCCUAUUUAAAAACAUAAAAAUUUAAAUAGAACUUGCUAUGUUGUACAAAUAGGAAAGCACCAAGAUCACUUGAAUCUGAAUACUACUGUAGUAACUGAUACUUUACCUGCAUUUAGAUAUGUGUACACAUGAACUAUAGAGUAAUUUGGCCUAAAAAAUGUGCCUUGCAACUUGACGCACAGUAAUUCAGUCUCAUAUUCAAAAGUUUGGAAAUCGGAUGACAACACAGAUCAGCAGUUAUUUAAAGGUUUUGUAUCCCAAUCACUGUUUGAUUAUCUAAAACUUCUGUGAUCAUAUCUGCCUUUGUUUAAUAAGUGCACCUUUGCUGUGUACAGCUCAAGUAACAAGCUCUAAGCUUUUACCAUUUUGCUGAAUGUUCAGGAGAAAGGAAAUAUGACCUUCUUCCUGACAGACUGCAGCUACUAGUGUGCUGUAACCUCACUGCUAAUACUGCGGGACAUCCUUGAAACUGAAAACAGCCAAAGCAUUGAAGUCAUUGGUGCUCUUGGAACUAAAACCAAAAUCUGUACUCUGAAUUUGAACUUUGCUGGUAGUACGCCUCUAUUAGCAAUCAUGAGCCACAAAACACACUUAGGUGAUUGUUAAAAUUCCUUACAUUUUCUUAAUGUCUCACUUUUUCCCUGCUCACACAGUAUAUAUGUUUUGAGGAAGCUACAUUUCUUGGAAAAUUCCUCUACCAGUGUUUAAACAAAAAUUAAAUUACAGGACAAUAAACCCCUUCUCCAGUAAUAACCAGAAAUUUUAUGGUACUCUUAAAGAUUUUUUUUUUAAUUAAUUCUAAAUCUAAUAUAGGCUAGUCAGCUUUCUAAUCUGACACUAACAAAAAUGUAUUUCAAAACACUAAAUGCUGUUUUGUGAGACUAAAACAAGUGUUUUAUUUCUCCUUCAGCAAAAUAACUAUGUAUUUAAGACCACCUGAAACCUUUUGUGCUGUGACCUCUGGUACUGCUGUUCUGCAGAGCACUUGCUAAAAGCCCUUGAAAGGCCUGUGUCAGUAUAAUUUCAUCUUCCCUUGUCUGCGAGCUUGUGUGGAAGGAUGGGUGUACAUGUAAAUGUUCACGUGUCUUUUGGUUUUGUUAUGAAACAAUUAAGUGCAAGAGUAAAUUUGUAAGAUUACCUCUUGAAGUUCAGAAUAUUUAAAACAGAUAAAGAAUACAGAGUCUUUAAUAACAUUUCAGUAUUCCACAGUUCCUUUCUCCUGACAGUAUUUUUCUUUAUUUAGGCACUUUUUUUAAAAUUAAAAGGCUAUGUUACAGCUUACUAUAAUUGCACCUUUCUUCAGACCAGUCCUCUUCCUUUUCACCUCACUGCACCCUUAGCACCUUUAAACUCCCUCCUAGAGGGCAAAGGUGUAAUAAAAACUGCUGUCAUGAGACAGCAGAGAGAUCUUUCAUUUUUCAGAGGUUGAAGGAGCAUUCCUUUUUUGGAACAUGUUCCUCUUAGGAAAAAAUAGCAGUUACUUUACUGGAGGAUGAGUUAUCUUCUCUAUGCAAACUUAACAGUGACUGUAGAAACCACAGGUAAAAGGGAAAGACGCUGUUGAGCAGUGUGCAUGCUAAUUAGAACUGUCCAGCAGCCAUAUGCAUUCAAUCCAUCUUCUCAUCUCUGAAAUGUUAUAGGCCACUACCUGGUUAUGUAGUUGUCCUGGUUUAGGGCAAAUUUGGGAGGAAACUUCCAAAAGGGUCCCUCUAGAAAGCAAAUUCAAGCAGCCCCUCCCCCUACUGGUACAGGGAAAAAUUUUCUUUGGAGAAAAGUGGAAAAAAACUUUAUUUAACAGGCAAAGCAUUCAUAAGCAUAAAAAAUAAAUAAUAUCAAACACUAAAACCUCUCAGUGUUCUGAAGAGAUGGCAAAUUCAGAAAGUCCUUGUCACGGGAUGUAUCUUGGCUCAUUUGGUCUCUUAUCAGUCCCUCCUAUGCUGGACAAUGCUGUCUCCUGGUCCCCGAUAGGCCACAGGUGCGAGCUCCUGGUGUUUUUCUGGGUUUUCAGUCCAGAGCAUCUCCAAGAAAAGGAAAAGCCACAAUCCAGAGAACUUCUCUGCCCCAGCCAGCUAAAAACUAACUAAAAGCAAAGGAGAGCUGUGAGAAGGUUGCAGGGAAUAAGUGCAGUUUGCAGUGCAAACUCUGUGCUUCUUCUCCCCCCCUUAGCUCUCCGAACCAGUCUUAAAGGUGCAGAACUUAACACCCACCAUAAAUAGAACAGAUGACUGGGGAUACAAGCAUCAUAAAGUCACACUAGGGCAGUAGUCUAAACAGUGUUGCAAAUGUCCGAAUGUUUUCAAGAACAUGUUGAUGAUUUUUUUAAACUAUGUUUUUCUGAUUCAGUAAUAUUAAGUUUUGAUAGUAUAUGUUAUUUGAGAGAGAAUGUCAGGUAGUCCUUAAGUUGCUACUUGCCUUUCUGUAAAGGGAAGGCAUUUUCUUGUCAGUUGCUGUUAAUUGUGGACUUUUCAAAACUUAACUGAUGUUAAACAGCAGCAAGAGAUUCUGAUUUUUUAAAUCUGUGCUAACAAGAAUUCUGGCCUGUCAUUUCUGGCAUCUUUUAUUGUUGUUUAUGGGCCAGUGGUAAUAAAGUCAAAGAAUUGAGGGGGUGCUAGAGAAAGUUCUGGCUGGCUGGCAGUGCCCUCUGAGAUGGUGCAUUUAUCUAGGGCUAAAAUACUAAAAACUAAGCAGGAGCUCCUAGUGGGUGAACAGCUUGUAGAAGCCACAAUACAUAAACAACAGAUUUACAGCUAGUUCAUAAACCUAUGUGCCAAAUACAUUGUGCAGUGUUCAGGGUUUAACAAGAUUUUGUACUUUGGACUGUAAAAUUCUAAUUGUAUCAAACAGUUGCAUACAGGUUUUUAAGAGUAUCUGCAGUGUAAUUAUAGCAAUCCACUGAAAUUUUCUGAGCUUGGCCCUAACAUAGUAAUUAAAGAAAAAGUUUUCUUCCACAUCCCCUCCCCUGUUCCUCAAUGGCUAUUGGUGCACAUAACAAAAUAAAGGCAUUAUUAAAGUCAUAUUUCAGCAUAGACACUUUCAUGUCCAUCUUGAUUUCCUGGACUGGAAUUUUUCAGGUACAGGUGGAAGAAUAGUUGUAAGGACUGUUAAUUUGGUGGUGGGUAAGGGAGGCUAGUAGAAAUAUAUUAGCAUAUUUGAAAAACCUCUUAAAUGCAGGCUGGUUAAUGCUCCUCUGUUUAAAAGAGAAGUGAAUAUAUUACCUUUUUAGUUCUAUUGUGGUGGUUCUGUUAGACCAGGAGAUGAUUGGUAUUGUUUUCUGGAGUGUGUUGGCUCACUUUAAAGGCCGAUAGUCUAGGAAUAUCCUCUCCUGCUGUAGUGAAAAUCUUGGGAUUGUUUCAUGUGUGCUAUUGUAGAAAAUUAAGCUGCCUGUUACGCCUGUAACAUGGCAGUACAAGCACAGCAGAGGAAAAACUUUGUUAAACUUUGUUCUGGAGAGUUUAUGACAAGUAUGUGCUUGUCUGGUACAGAAGGCUAGCAAAAGCUGGAAAAAACCUUGGCCCUGGGAGGAUGAGGAGUUUGCAUGCUAGGGCUUAGUCCCACUCUUGGGCUCUGGAGAAGUCCCAUAACCUAGGUGGGAGCUUCAGCUUUGUCAGGUGGUUAAAGCAUACAUCAGUAUGAUGAAUAUGUGGGGUCACCACUGCUGAUUUAAAUUAAGUAAUAGUUUAAUUAGAGCCAGGUCUCAGAUACCCAAGAUCUGAAACUCCAAAGACUGUCAGAUUGUUAAUAGUGUGCCCCAUUCCAGGAUGUACACAUUUUGCAUUGUAAUUUAUGUGCACUAAAUGGGACUAAAUACACUAGUUUAUUUUCCCCAUUAGACAGUGGUUGUAGUUGAGAUUAACUGUUAUUUGAGUACAUUCCUUUACUGUGUUAAAAAGUUCUCUUGACUGAGACUGUAAGAGUUCCUUAAUCCCCAUAACCUUGUCUGUCUGCCAGGGUGGAUACAUAUAGCCAUUUUAAAUUCCAGGAGUUGCUUGUAAUAUUAUACAGGAGAAGUUUAUAUAAAAAUGUUGAGUCUUCUGUCAUGAAACAGCUGUUAGGGAAUUGCAGCCAACCCGAGUCUUCAGCUUUGCUUUUGAUCCAGAAAACUGCAGUAAAGUGGAGGUAUAAGUGCAAAAAUCUGGAGGAGAUUGAAAUUAAGUAUCUUGUAUUGGAUUCGUGAAUUUACAUUUCUCUUCCUUUAAAGUGAAAGCAUCAGUAAAACAAACAAACAAAAAAAUAUAAAAAUCAUGUGAAUUUGCUUUCACCGUUGUUUCCUUUGUAGGACUUGUGCAAUCUGAGCCAUUCUUGAAAAUAAAAGCAGUGCUGACUUAAUGCACAAGGAUGCAUUUCUAAGCCCACAAGAUUUGAUAAAACAAAUUUAAAAUAAUAAUGAAGGGCCAGAUUUCAACAAUUGUCUGCUUCCCUGCCUCUUAACUCUAGUGUAGAGAGAGUGUGGGCAGCAUGUACCUCCCAGAAUGCAGCCUUAGCCAGUACUUGUAUUUAUUUGCAAAGACAACCUGAAGGGGGAUAUAUGCAAUAAUGUCAUUGCUACUCUGCAGAAGCACAGUAACAAUAGAUUAAAAACACUUAUGGCACAACUGUUGACUGAUGGCUGGAAAGCUCCACAUCUCCUGCUCAGACUGAAGUGUCAGCUGUUCUUCUCUGGGGAUCACGGGCGUGGGAAAUGGGCAUUCUCUGCAGUGUGAAACAACACCUAUCAGUUUUCAUAUCAAAGCACAUUUGUUAAUGGAUCCAGUCAACUUGCCGUGUUUUUUUAACACACCAGUUUUGUUUACAGUGUCACAUCUAGCCUGACACUUUGAUACAGCCAGGGAUUGUCUAGUAACCAAUUGCUUUUAUUUGGGGAUAAGAAGUUACUGGUCACCCAGUUUGCUGUGCCAAUAUAUGCAUCUAGGUGAGCGGAGGUGUGGGACGUGGGAACAGAUGUAACAACAAGGAAAGUGCCUUGAUGCUGGAUUGGAUGGCUAGUGAAUGUAAGCAUUAAUUUAAAUUUUGCUAUGUACUUAAACUAAGUAUGGCCGAUUAAGCUAGUGGUAAUUUGAAUGCCAGCUUUAAAGGGCUUGCAUACUCUGGCCAGAGGUUAAACUUGUAAAUUGCUGCAUAAGCUGUCUCUGUAUGGAAAUGUGUUUUAAUAUCUGUUCACUGUCUUUAUUCUUUUGCAAGCUGCAUGUGUAUUGUCAUAUAAAAUCUGCUUUCUACAAUUUAUUUUUAUGGUCAGUUUUGAAUGGCUUCCUAUUUGUUACCUGACUGAGCCUGAAUGUUGCAUUUCUGUAGUACAUAAUAUGCAUAAAAAAACAAACCAAAAUUCCAUAUUUA
Molecule: messenger RNA, 8737 nt
Organism: Vidua chalybeata
Lineage: Eukaryota; Metazoa; Chordata; Aves; Passeriformes; Viduidae
Gene: IL6ST
Product: interleukin 6 cytokine family signal transducer
Exons: 16
Coding region: 75-2840 (921 amino acids)
Biological process (GO): positive regulation of tyrosine phosphorylation of STAT protein; cytokine-mediated signaling pathway
Cellular component (GO): membrane; external side of plasma membrane; CRLF-CLCF1 complex
Molecular function (GO): cytokine binding; cytokine receptor activity
Source: RefSeq, a predicted model, not a curated record